AUGCCCGACCAAAUGGCUUUCGAGGAACCAGUGAUGGCUCUAAAGAAACAAAAGAGGGAGUGUUCACCACCUAGUCCAAUGCGAACCCCACCUCGUGAGAUCGAUAUAUCUUACUUCCAAACAUCACCUUCAACACCUUUGGUCUGUCCAAAGGCUCCAACAAAGACUCCACUGCGUUCACCCAUAAACACAAAGGGAACAUUCCCAGUUAAUCAACAACUACCACCACCAACAACUACUGCAACUAUCAAUAACAAUAAUAAUAAUAAUAAUAUAAUAACCACUUUCACAGCAUCUACAAACUCACGCCCUGAUGGAUCGGGUGCAGCUGCCACAGCGGCAGAUAGCAGCAACUUUCAUGGUAUCCACUUCUUGACACAGAGGAAACGAGCAAAGUCCUCAAGCACACACUUUGAGUACCUGGCCAAGCUGGGAGAGGGCUGCUUUGGUGAAGUGUGGAAGGCUCGGAGCGUGCUGAACGAUCACUUCUACGCCAUCAAAAAGUCAAAGAAGCCCAUCUGGGAGACCAACGAACGAAGCCACCAUCUGCAAGAGAUCGAGAAGGGUAUGCGUCUUGGCACUCACUCCAACAUCGUGUCGGUGAUUGCCGCGUGGGAGGAGGGCGGUCAUCUCUACAUCCAGAUGGAGUUGUGCGAACAUGGCAACCUAAAGAGCAAGCUUACUCAGUGCGACGGCGCUGGCAUUGAUGAGCAACUGCUAUGGACAUACAUUGCAGACAUCUCACGCGGAUUGGAACACGUGCACUCCAAUGGCAUCAUUCAUUUGGACAUCAAGCCAGAGAACCUACUAUUUUCCAACGAUGGAUCACUCAAGAUCUGCGACUUUGGUGUCAGUGUGGCCAAUGGCGACACAGAGGGCGACCAGGUCUACAUGGCACCCGAGCUCUUGGACGACGUCCACACACAGGCGGCAGACAUAUUUAGCUUUGGCAUCACCAUCUACGAAUGUAUCACCAACUACGAACUGCCCACUCAGGGCCAGUGGUGGAGGAACCUGCGAGAGGGCAGGAUACCGUUCCCAGAUCAUUUGACCAUAUCACAUGAGUUGAAGUCCUUGAUCACAUCAAUGAUGGAUCCAGAUCCUCUCAAUCGAGUUAGCAUCACUCGUAUCCUAGAGAUACCAAGAGUCAGGGAGAUUGUUGAGUUCAAAAAGAAACAAGAACAACCUCUUACCAAAUUCAAACUACAGAGGAGACUCUUCUAG
Acytostelium subglobosum LB1 is the source of this 1224-nucleotide messenger RNA. RefSeq lists its product as hypothetical. The transcript has 2 exons. Gene Ontology annotation, biological process: protein phosphorylation. The coding region runs from base 1 to 1224 and encodes 407 amino acids. The record is from RefSeq and is a predicted model, not a curated record. Gene Ontology annotation, molecular function: ATP binding; protein kinase activity. NCBI's taxonomy places the organism in Eukaryota, Evosea, Eumycetozoa, Acytosteliales, Acytosteliaceae.